AUGGCAGCGGUGGUCACAGGGCCGUUUGCCAGCCAUGCGCCAGUGAGGGGCUUCGGCAAUCCUCAGGGAUUUCACACAGUGCCAGGCCCGGCAGUCGGAGGGAGCUAUGCGGCACAGCGCCUGAGGCGCCUGCUUCUCGAGACGAAGCCCCCAGAGCUCAAGCUGCGGGAAGCCAUGGAGCUGGUGCACAGCUGCGGGCCUCAGGACGUGGGCGCCUGUGUGUCGGGAGUCCUCGAUCUGCGCGUUCAGCUGCCGGCGACGCACACGUUGGGCCUGCAGGUGCUGACGGAGCUCCUGCGGCUUUUUCCCGGCAUCAUGGUGUCCCAGUUCGAGAAGUCCCACGUCUACGACCUGUUUCCGGAGAACGGGGACGUGGAGGGGGCGUCCUCCUUCCUCCAUAGCCUCCUGAAGACCAAGGAGUCGUUUGGCCGGAGCGCGCAGGUUGAGGCAGCGAAGCUUCAGAAACUGCUCUUGGAGCGAACCAGGCAGAAGGAUCUUCGCCGAGUCCCUUCCUCGCCCGUGCGUGCGUGGCUGACGCAGAUCUGGCUCGACGUGCCUUCAACCAGACCUCGGCGUGACCUUUUAGUGAGGUGCUGUGCCACCUGGGUCGCCGACUCUAGCGCUUUGGCGAGCUCGAAGCUUCCAAGCCUCGAGCUCCUGCGGCAGGAGUUCGCGGCAAAGAGCCCAGCGGAAGCUGAGCCCUGGCUGUUGACACUGCUUUUGGAGCAGGUUUGCCGCGAUCCGAGCAACCACUCGCCGGAUCUUCAGCAGCUGCUUUACUUCCUCAAGGCUCCGCCAAGCGGACACACUCUGCGAGAGCUACUUCAGGAUCUGUCACAGGAGAAGGAUCGCCUGGCCACUCUUUGGGUCUGCCUCUGUCUCUGGGCCCCGCAGCCGCCCCCAGAUGCUACGCGUGUUGGCUGGCCCUCGCAUCUACCAACACCAAUCCAUGCAUUGUUGCGGGGCAUCUUGGUUUCCUACGCCCAGCUGUACGACUCGAAGACGCUGUGCCGAACCUGCCUCAUGUCUUUGGCGGCGAUCGCCGCCAGUGGCAGCGGUGCCAUUGCAGCUGCCGCGCCGCAGCUGUUGCUGCUGCUCUACAAGGAGGGCCCGGUUCUGCCCCCGGAUGUCUGGAUGCCCAUGGCGCCCCUCCUGGAAGCGGUCCUGGCCCACCAGAGCAGCGAGGCCGCCGAGCUUCUGGGGCGACUUCGGCGGGGGAGCGGAGGCUUCGCCAUGGCUCCGGCGAGAGCCUUGGGCGGGGAGCGACGGCCCUGGGACACUGCGCCGUCACCGCAGCUGGCGAAGGUGCAAGAGGCCCACUCUGCGUGGGACGCAUGGAACACGGCGCCACAGGCACCUGCACCAGCACUGCCUGCGCCGGAGCCCCCGGCGCAAGCUGUGCAAGGCGCCGCCCCGGCGGCACCCAGCUCAAUUUUCCAGACGCUGCCGGCGGAGGGCACGGUGGCUGUGGCACAUCAGCCCCCGCACGUGGGCUUGCAGAACACGAACAACACGUGCUACAUGAACAGCUUCAUUCAGGGCUUGUACCUGACCGAUGCCUUUAUAUGGAGACUGUUCUCUUUCAAGCUGAGACUGAAGGACAACCCGUCCAAGGUGGACCAGGAGGACUUCGAGUUUGGCACUAAGCUAGUGGAGCUCCUCCAGCGCCAGGUCGCCAAGAUGUCAAUGACGCGCCAUCCCAACACCGACAUCUGGGACAUGCUGCAAAGCUUUCCAGACAUUUAUCGAUCUGGAGAGCAGCAGGAUGUCACCGAGACCAUCCGCUUCGUCUUCGAGAAGCUCGGCAGCUUCGAGCAGCCUCUCAUUCGCGAGGUCUUUGCCGGGCAGUUGGUGGAAAACUUGCAGUGCAAGGUCUGCGGCCACAUCAAAGCGAAACCGGAGACGUUCACGGACCUCGUCCUCUCGGUACCGACAGAGGAGCAGGUGAAAGCGGCUGGCAGCAUCCCCACCACGCAGGCACUUCUGGAGGAUCGACUCAAAUUCGAGGAGCUUGAUGCGGAUUGCUUAGUGAACUGUGACCGAUGCCAGGACAAGCGACAGAUGGGGAAAUGGUGUGAGAUUGUGUCCCCACCGUGCCACAUCUGCAUCUGCCUGAACCGCUUUACGUUCAACGUGGAGAAGAUGGACUUCACCAAGGAGAAGACCCCGGUUCGCGUGGACGGGCCUCUGAAGAUUGGUCCCUACGAGUACGAGCUGUACCAUGUCAUCAUCCACACAGGCAAAGAUGCCUCCAGCGGCCACUACUACGCGGUGGGACGGCGAUCCGAGCCGGUGGGGUCGGGGGACACGAGCUGGUACACCAUGGACGACUCGCAGAUCAAACCGGCCGAGCUUGGCUUGCUGCAGGGCAACCCGCCCGAGAAGCUCAAGGACGACAACCCGUACGUCCUCUUCUACCGCUGCAAGAACGCCCCGGCGACUCCGGCGCUAAGGAUCCCCAAGAAGCUCGAGAGCUUCGUUAAGAAGGAAGAUGCCAAGCGAGAGUGA
Messenger RNA from Symbiodinium sp. CCMP2592, 2508 nucleotides. NCBI's taxonomy places the organism in Eukaryota, Dinophyceae, Suessiales, Symbiodiniaceae. The record is from the annotation of a GenBank genome assembly.